UAGGCAUGGCGUCUGGGACGUCGAUGGAGGACAGUCCCAUGGAGGAGUUGGUGGACCAGGGGUUGGGUAUGGAGGAGAUGGGACUGAGGAGGCCCUCUCUUAGGGAGACCUACCACCAAGACUCCCUGCUGGCUCCAGACACAGACUUCAUGACCGAUGACUGCAGCUCUGCAGCGAGCGGGAUAGAUGUAGCAGACCGCCUGACAUACCUGGAGCAGCGGAUGCAGAUACAGGAUGAUGAGAUCCAGCUUCUGAAGAUGGCCCUGGCAGACGUCCUCAAGAGACUCAACAUCUCAGAGGAACACCAGGCCACCAACGCCAAGAAAGGACCUGCUGAGAAAGCUAGGCCUGUGUCUCUUGCCCUGCUGUCCAGACCAUCAAUGAACAGCCUUGCCUCUCUGAAGAAAAGCUCCACAAGCUCUACAAUGCCCUCUACCUCCACCACACGGAACUACAGCCCCUUACCAGGAGCAUCAGCCAAGAGUGGUGUGAAGAGUUCAGCAGGCAGUCUGAAGGACUGUACCUCUAAGACAGCUCGGCCCGGCCCCCGACCUGGCCCCUCAGGCUCAACAGCGGCCCCCGGCAGUAAGAAAGCCGAUAGCAAAACCAAGGAGCCUGCAGCCAGUGUAGGGUCGAGGCAUGUGACGCACUGUAAAGAACCCCUCACCACCUGCUCCCUCACACCCUCACACCCCAACACUUCAACCCCUCACCACCUUCUCCCUCACACCCCAACACUUCAACCCCUCACCACCUGCUCCCUCACACCCCAACACUUCAACCCCUCACCAUCUGCUCACACUAACAUACAUCACUUCGUCCCCUACUUUCACCCUCAACCUUUACCCCUCAUUUCACCUCUUCACUUAGUGACUAUGCAGAUCUAUCUGAGCCCCCAAACAAAAAGGACUGGGUCUUCUGAAGUGGCCAAAUCAGCCCCCACGGUCCCCAAUUCCAGACCAACCAGAACCCCCACCCCCCCUCAGACCAAAGGAGUCCCCCCAACCUCCGACCGAACCAAGCCCAAGACACGCAAAACACACCCUGCCUUCACCCUCCCCCUGCAGAAAAGCACCAAUCAAAAUACGUAUUCUCCUCUGGACACGUUCAAUUACAAAAGCCCCUUCAAAUCACCCAGCCAUUACUUCCAGAUCUGUUACUAAGCAAUAGAGUAGGUUAUGAGGAUGUAGAAGUUGCUCCUUAACACAGGUCUGGGGUGAGAUAUUGUUCUAAUCCUCAUAAUGGUUAGGGUUGGAUAAUCUGAUCCUAGAUCUGUGGUUAAGGGCAACUUAUAUUUGGGCUAUUACAAGUGUAGGCCUGUAAGGGAAAUCGGUUUUCCAGAUGUUUGAAAAUGUAUAGCAAUGUGAGGUACUUACUGUAGAAGUGGAGGUUGUCUUUAGUAAUGUUUGAGAUGGACUCAUAGUUACAAAGUUUGGGUAUUGAGGUUUUUGUUUGACCAGACAAGAGAAUAGUGAGUUUAUUUGAUUGUUUUGUUGAAUUUCCUAGCACCAUCAGUGACCAUAGUCCUCUUCACUUUGUUCUCUGUAAUUUCUUACAUAUUUCUGUCUCUGUCAACUGGAAGCCUCUAUUUUUUUCUGCUGGUUCUUUCUGUCUUAAUGUCUCAUUUAUGUUUUACAUUUUAGUAAUUUAGCAGUUUUGUUUGUUUUGUAGCUUUAUGUCAGUAAAAUAUGGAUGUAUGAGUUUUCAUUGAAAUCUCCCUGACUUUGAGGGGGAUGUACAGUAUGAGUGGAUUCUCUUAUUCGAUUUCUGUGUGUAUCUCUGUCUCUGUUGACAGCCAUU
Salvelinus namaycush (lake trout) is the source of this 1800-nucleotide messenger RNA. Its product is annotated as mucin-2-like. The transcript has 7 exons. The record is from RefSeq and is a predicted model, not a curated record. The coding region runs from base 6 to 1163 and encodes 385 amino acids. Lineage: Eukaryota; Metazoa; Chordata; Actinopteri; Salmoniformes; Salmonidae.